Molecule: messenger RNA, 3146 nt
Organism: Caenorhabditis elegans
Lineage: Eukaryota; Metazoa; Nematoda; Chromadorea; Rhabditida; Rhabditidae
Gene: F28B1.2
Product: Protein-tyrosine-phosphatase
Exons: 7
Coding region: 5-3082 (1025 amino acids)
Source: RefSeq, marked reviewed
CAAAAUGUUUGGUUCCAAAAAUUAUAUGAAAACAAUUCUUCUUCUCUUAUACUUCUUUCGGGAGAGUGUUGAUUGUUGUCUCGUGGUCAACUCAGUUCGGAAUCCGAACAUGCGUAAUUGCAAGUGCCCUGCAAUCAGCCUAUUAACUCAAGAGCAGAUCCGUAACAAUGUAGAAGGCAAAUAUUUGGGAGAUCAUCAAGUGUGGGAACCCAUAGUUGAAGCUCAAGAUGAUUGCUCAUUGCAAGUCACAUGUAAGCCGGUGCCCGGAGUUCGUUCCUUUUUCACUGUAAUGUUCAGAAGCAACGGACCUCCAAUCUACAUCAAUAGAGUGGUGGCAGAACAAUCAACGUAUCUUAAACAACCGAGAAGUUUUGAUGGCCUGUCAUGCGGUGCAUACAGUGGAAAAGAUCAAUGGCACUUUAUCCUUGACCCUAUUCGCGAUUUAUCCCUCGCGUGUGUUGCUGAUGUCUACAGCUGUGACUGCCUGCGAGUCUCAAUCGACACCAAAUCAGGAGCAUCUUCUGUGGAUCGAAUGCCAUCGGCCACUGACCAAUGUGGUUUCUUCAAUGCCACAUGCUCGGAAGAUGAUUAUACGCCGUUUUUGCAUUCUUCUACAAGUUCUUUCAUAUUUUCUCAAGGCACACGUCAUUUCAAAUCGGUUAGUUACGAAGAUCUGCUUUGCGUGAAGGAAAAAGAGACAUUCGAUUGGUACUUUGGAAACUUGAAGUUGGGCGAUGCAAGUAUAACGUGCAAACCACAUACGGAUAAUAAACUGUACUAUACUUGCGGGAUGUUUAAGUCCAUUCGAAGUUUGGAAGAUUUUGAAUGGUAUCACAAAAAAGGAGAUUUUGCAAAUGCAGAAUUAGGAUCAAUCACAUGGGAUCCAUCGUGGGAGUUCUUCAUGUUCUGUGAAGAUGGACAUAAACCAGUCGUCUUCAGCGAGAACAAUCCACCUAUAGAGGUUAACUACAUGGGACCGAUCAUUAGAUGCAUUAAUAAACCAUUGAAUCCAUAUAUAUAUUACUGGGUCGCAAACGGAAUCCAGUUAAUCAAUCCAGCAGGAGCGUGCGUAAAAUACUCCGAACCCGUUGAAAUGCAAAAGUGCAAAUGCAAUGUUAAACUAUUCAAUAAAAAAAACGUCCAGAACAAUGUAGGAGGCAACUAUUUCUACUAUAAUACCGUGUGGCAACCAAUCGUUAAAACUAAUGAUGAUUGCUUAUUAUCGAUCACGUGUAGGCCAAUGUCUGGAAUCAGCUCAUUCCUCACUGUGCUCUUUAGAAGUAAUGGGCCUCCAAUUUACAUCAAUCGAGUAGUGGCUAAUCAAUCGACUUUUGUCGAACAGCCGCGAGCCAUCGGUGACAUGGAAUGCAGGGAGCAUGGCGAAACAAAUGAAUGGUUCUUCCAUGGCGAACUUGUUAAAGACUUUGCCUUAGCUUGUAUCAGCGACGUGAAUAGCUGCAAUUGUCCGCAAAUCGAGAUUGACAAAGACUCGGGAGUGAUUGUCGAGGACCGAAUGCCAUCAGCCAUUGAUCAAUGUGGUUUCUUUAGAGCGUCAUGUUCGGCUAGUGGUCACGAGCCAUUCUUAUACUCUACUUCAACCAGUCCAAUAUUUAGUGGUCCUGGAACUGAUCAUUCUUCUAUAACAUACCGUCUAUACGAUGAUCUUAUUUGUUUGAGAGGGCCCAUUUCAUGGUAUUUUGGGUUUGGCAACAUGAGGCUUGAAAACGCCACCAUUAAAUGCAAUACCAACAGAGAUGUAUACAACGAGGACGCAUUGUCGGUCUGUGGAGUUUUCAAAGUUAUCAACAGUCUCGAUGAUUUUGGAAAGUAUCAUAAAAUUGGAGACUAUGCGCAAGCUCAGAUUGAGACCAGUUCAUGGACCCCGAGCGAUGAAUUUCAGAUGAACUGUGAAUUUGGUGAAAAAGCAGUGGUUUUCAGUGAGAAUAACCAACCUAUCGAGAUCUCCGACCCGGCACAGCUUGUCAAAUGCGCCUACAAUCCACUGUCCAACUUUGCUUCAAUGUGGGUGGUAAAAGGAGUCAGACUUAUCAAUCCAGCUGGAGCAUGCAUCCGACAAAAAGCAAACAUGACGGAUUGCAAAUGCCCAACAGUUAACUUCCUAACUCAAAAUAACAUCCAAAACAAUGAAGGCGGAAAAUAUUUGAAGGAUCAUCAAGUGUGGGAUCCAGUCAUUGAAGCCGUUGAUUGCUUUAUAAAGAUCAAGUGUAAUCCGAUUAAUGGCGUCAGCUCGUUCUUCACUAUGCUCUUCAGAAGCAAUGGGCCUCCGGUUUACAUCAACCGUGUGGUGGCCAAUCAAUCUACGUUUGUCGAACAACCACGAUCAAUUGGUGACUUCGGGUGUAAAGAACACAAUGGAGGACAUGCGUGGUUCUUCCAUGAAGCCGUUGUCAAAGAUCUUUCUUUUGCCUGCGUCGCUGACUCACACAGUUGUGACUGUCCACGAAUUGAGGUGGAUACGGACUCGGGAGUUAUUGUUGAAAACCGAAUGUCAUCGGCAACUGAUCAAUGUGAUUUUAUCGAUGCGACAUGCUCGGCCAGUGAUCGCAAACCAUUUUUAUAUUCUACUACAACUCAUCAGAUAUAUAGUGGAACUGGAAAAACAUAUUAUGAAUCAGAAACCGUACGAUAUGAAGAUCUUCUUUGUGUAAGAGGGGAACUCAAAUGGUACAUCGGGAACCUUAAGUUAGAAAACCUAGUCAUAAAAUGCAUUACCGACGUAGAAGUAUACAAUGAGGAGGCUUCCACGUCUUGUGGAGUUUUCAAAGUUGUCACAAGUUUGGAAGAUUAUCAUGUAAUUGGAGUCUAUUCACAAGUACAACUUGGAAUCAACUUGUGGACACCAGGCAACGAUUUCCAGAUCACCUGUGAGCCUGGUUUCAUACCAGUCGUAUACAGUGCAAACAAUCAACCAAUCGAGAUCUCCGACCCUGCACAUCGGAUUAAAUGUGCCUACAGCCCACUGUCCAACUACGCCUCCAUGUGGGUUGUAGACGGUAUCAGAGUCUUUGAUCCAGCUGGAGCAUGCAUAGAUGAAAGUCGGAUUCAGAAAACAAUUUCUUAAUUAUGAAUUUUCAUAGCAACUGAAUAGUUUAUAUGAAUUUUUCCUCAAUAAAUAUCAGUAAAUA